AUGACUCGCCCCAUCCAGGUGAAACCGGCCGACAGCGAGAGCCGUGGAGAGGACAGGAAGUUGUUUGUGGGGAUGCUGAACAAACAACAGACCGAGGAGGACGUCUAUCGCCUAUUCGAACCCUACGGAGUCAUCGAGGAGUGCACGGUUCUAAGAGGUCCCGAUGGCAACAGCAAAGGUUGCGCCUUUGUCAAGUUCUCCACACACACCGAGGCUCAGUCAGCAAUUGGCGCCCUACACGGAAGUCAGACAAUGCCAGGCGCCUCCUCCAGCCUGGUGGUCAAGUUCGCCGACACAGACAAGGAGCGCACCAUCAGACGCAUGCAGCAGAUGGUCGGCCAGUUUGGCAUCUUCAACCCCGCCAUUGCCCUUCCCUUCAGCACCUACAGCUCUUACGCACAUGCGCUCAUGCAGCAGCAGGCGGCCAUCAUGGCAGCCAGCCACGGCGGUUACCUGACGCCGAGUGUGGCCGCCUUCCCCGCCACGCAGAUCCAUCAGAUGGGGGCGCUCAACAUCAACAGCCUGCCACCCACUCCCAUGACCCCGGUGUCGGGUGAGUUUCAUCAAGCCUUGGGCCUGAGUUCUCCACCAGCCAACAUCACCACCUCCGCCGUGCCCAGCAUCGUCACGCCCAUCGUCAAUGGAUUCACCGGCAUCCCUCAUCAGCCCAACGGACACCCUGCCGUGGAGACGGUCUACACCAAUGGCCUGCCGCCUUACUCCACCCAGAGCCCCACCGCCGCCGACACCCUGCAGCAAGCCUUCACCGGUGUACAGCAAUACACAGCGAUCUACCCGGCCACCACGCUGACUCCCAUUGGCCAGACGCUGCCUCAAGCGCCCCAGGUCAUCCAGCAGCAGCAGCAGCAGCAGCAGAGAGAAGGUGAGGGUCCGGAGGGCUGUAACCUGUUCAUCUACCACCUGCCGCAGGAGUUUGGAGACAACGAACUCAUGCAGAUGUUUCUGCCCUUCGGCACCGUCAUCUCAUCCAAGGUUUUCAUGGACCGGGCGACUAACCAGAGCAAGUGUUUCGGCUUUGUGAGCUUCGACAACCCCGCCAGCGCGCAAGCAGCUAUCCAGGCCAUGAACGGCUUUCAGAUUGGCAUGAAAAGGUUGAAAGUCCAGCUAAAGAGACCGAAGGAUGCCAGCCGCCCUUACUGACACAGCCUAUCUUUAGUAUUCACCGCAGCAGCAGCAGCAGCAGCAGCACAGGUUUUAGACGACACGUGAAGAUAUUUCGGAGGGGCUUAUCUCUUCUCUUUUUCUUUUUUUUUUCCUCGGAAAGCAACAUAUGUUGUUGUUUUUUGUUUUUUUGUUUUUUUUUAAUGAACACGUAAGGAUUCUUUGGGGGGGAGAGAGACAUAUCAGCAUUUACUUAUGAAGACUUAAGUUGUGUCGGAACGAGACGAGGAGGCUCGUCGUCGGGGGAUGCUAACAGAUGGCACAGUGCGAGAAAGGAAGAAAAAAAACUGGAAGAAAAAAAAAGAAUCGAAAAAAAGACUUGAUCAACAGAACUUUUUUUUUCUUGUUGAGACUUGAAUUGUUAAUGAAGCAACAAACUAACAAACAGGAAAAAAGCAGCAACGACAAAUAGAUUUCUAUACGUAUUACAUAUUCUAUACACAUAUAUAUAAAUGAGAGAUGCGCUUGUGGCUUUUACUGCUCCUUGGACAAAUGAGGGUUCACAAAGGCGAAGACGGGGAAACGGAAAAAGGCCGUCUUUCUUCUUCACCCUCUUUUUCUCGUGUCGUCACGCAGCAAGCGCAGCGCCACCAGCCCCGGAGGAGGUCACUGAGGUUUCCGUUAGCGACAGUACAACUGAGAAUCUUUCACCCCGAAAAGGGACCAAAGGACCAAACACAUUUGUAUUGUUCUGAAUCAGUAAUGCAUCGUAUUCAUUCAUGAGACUACCGUACUACUAAUGACAUUAAGGAGAAAAUUAGCUUCAGGUUGCAAGAAAGA
Messenger RNA from Hippocampus comes (tiger tail seahorse), 1962 nucleotides. It is a transcript of the gene celf5a, whose product is annotated as cugbp, Elav-like family member 5a. NCBI's taxonomy places the organism in Eukaryota, Metazoa, Chordata, Actinopteri, Syngnathiformes, Syngnathidae. Gene Ontology annotation, molecular function: RNA binding. The record is from RefSeq and is a predicted model, not a curated record. The transcript has 10 exons. Bases 1 to 1161 code for a protein of 386 amino acids.